CAGAUCACACCCACCGAGCACCUCAUCUACCACCCCUGCUUCGACGGCCACGAAUGCGCCCGCCUCGAGCUCCCCAUGGACUGGAACCGCACAGACACUCAUGGCGCGAAGAUCGCACUGGCCGUGAUCAAGCGCCCCGCUAAGGUCCCUGUCACCGAUCCGCGAUACGGCGGGCCGAUUCUCCUGAACCCCGGGGGCCCAGGCGGUUCGGGCGUGAGUAUGCUCCUCAAGCGGGGGCAGCACAUCCAGACCGUGGUGGACUCGGCGGCGCAGCCGGCAGCGCCGGAUUCGCAACAACAAAACGAAGAAAAGUUUUUCGAUGUGGUCAGCUUUGAUCCCCGCGGGGUCAAUAACACCACCCCCGCAUUCUCGUGUUUCCGUGACUCGGCCGCGCGACGGGCGUGGAAGUUGCAGGUGGAUGCGGAGGGGAUUUUGGGGAGCAAGGAGGGGGUCUUUGAUGCGCGGUGGGCGCGGCAUGGCGCAAUGGGGUUUACCUGCACUCACCCGGGGGACGAGGAAAGCGGCGAAUGGAUCGGGCGGUUCAUGAACACCCCGACGGUGGUCGCGGAUAUGGUUGAGCUCAUUGAGCGGCAUGGCGAGUGGCGGGAGCAUGAAACGAAGAGGAUUCUUGGAAGCUUGCGCGAGAGGGCGAUCCUCCGGCGUAGUCGCUGGGUGCCAGGCCAGGAGAAGCUGCAGUACUGGGGGUUCUCGUACGGAACGGUCCUGGGAUCCACGUUCGCCGCGAUGCAGCCCCAUCGCAUCCACCGCGCGGUGAUUGAUGGCGUGUGCGACGUCAACGACUACUACGCGGGCGGCUGGCUCACGAACCUGCAGGACGCGGACGCGGCGUGGCUGUCCUUCUUCGAGCUCUGCGACUCCGUCGGGCCGGAUGUAUGCUCGUUCGCUACGGGGCAGGGGGGCCUGCAAGCGACGAUCGAUCGCUACGAGAAUCUCCUGACGACCCUCAAGUUGAACCCGGUCGCGGUUCCGGCGUCGGGGGACCGCGGCCCGGACAUCAUCACCUACAGCGAUGUGAAGAUGCUGGUAAUGCAGGCGGUUUACACGCCGAUGGAGUCAUUCGAGCGGGUGGCGCGAUUCCUGACGGACCUCACUCACAGGAACGGCUCCGCGUUCGCCGAGUACAAACAGCGGGAGCGCCAGGACUGGCGUCGGACGCCCCCGUGUGAACCUAAUGGUUCCAAGCCGUGUAUGGUUCCGGGUGAAAAUACCGACGAGGCGCAGAUGAGCAUCCUAUGCUCCGACGGGCAGGAUAUCCGUGGAAUAGAUAAAGAGACGUUCAGGGACUACUGGCAUACGCUGCGUAACCAGAGUGAGACUGUGGGGGACAUAUGGGCUGAGAUCCGCUUCGGCUGCAUCGAGUGGAAGGCAAGGCCUGCAUGGCAAUUGAAGGGCCCAAUCGCUGGGAACACAUCUCAUCCGCUGUUGUUUGCGGGAAACACUUACGACCCAGUCACGCCUCUCCGAAAUGCAUUCACAAUGUCGAAGCAGUUUCCCGGGUCGGUUGUACUACAGCAGAACUCAGUUGGGCAUUGUACAUUGAGCGGGCCGUCGUUGUGCUCAGCCAAGGUGAUUCGAGAAUACUUCCAGACUGGCGAGCUCCCCAGUCAUGGCAAGGUCUGUGAGGUUGAAGAACGGCCUUUU
This is a messenger RNA of Aspergillus aculeatus ATCC 16872, 1662 nucleotides long. RefSeq names its product alpha/beta hydrolase. The record is from RefSeq and is a predicted model, not a curated record. The annotation marks the transcript as partial. The transcript is spliced from 5 exons. NCBI's taxonomy places the organism in Eukaryota, Fungi, Ascomycota, Eurotiomycetes, Eurotiales, Aspergillaceae.